This is a messenger RNA of Dichomitus squalens LYAD-421 SS1, 1737 nucleotides long. RefSeq lists its product as uncharacterized. NCBI's taxonomy places the organism in Eukaryota, Fungi, Basidiomycota, Agaricomycetes, Polyporales, Polyporaceae. The transcript is spliced from 6 exons. The annotation marks the transcript as partial. The record is from RefSeq and is a predicted model, not a curated record.
CCUUCGACGAGAUGUGCCAAGUACCUUGACGAAGGUCAUGCGAUGCGCGCCAGAGAACUAUGGGACGAGCUGGAGGAGCCUCCAAGCUCCCUAGUAGCUUGUCCCUCGUGCGCUGCCCCGCUGACCACGAACCCUCCGGAACUGCGGACUCUGUUUCGAUGCAAAGAUUGCGCACCUCUGGCAAUGCGUUGUGCGCAAUGCAUGUGUCGCUCGCAUUGCGAGCGGCCUUACGACCGGAUUCUACAGUGGGACCUCGACAAGCGGAUUUGGACCAAAAUCGCCCUGCCCCAGAUCGGGUAUGAGCUUCGCCUUGGUCACGGCGGCGCCCUGUGCGGCAAGUCGCUCUCAAAGGCGAGUAAUCUUGUCGUUCUCCACGAGCACGGGAUCAUGGACCUGCCCGUUGUGUACUGCGCUUGCGAAGGCUCCGGGAGCGAAGUCGAGCAGCUGAUGCGGGCAGGACUAUGGCCGGCCACGUGGGAACGCCCUCAUACAGCCACCUCAUUGACAGCGCUGGAGGCUUUCCACAGCCUCAAUCUCAACGGGCAAGUGAACGUCCACGACUAUCUCGCUCACCUCAAGCGCCAGACGGACAACGUCUGCGCUGAGGACGUGAAGGAUCGUUAUCGUGAGUUCAACAACUCAUACCGCCUCUUCACCUUCGUGCGCGCGUGUCGACGAGCCGGUGUCGACCCGACGCGCCUGCUGAACAUUGGAUGUCUUGCGGUCCUGUGCCCGGCUUGCCCUCAACCGGGCAAGAACAUUCGCCCAGGAUGGGAGGAUCGCGACCCAGCCUUCCAAUAUCUGGACGCGUUGCAUUACUCGAUUGACGGCAAUUUCCAUUUCAACCUGAAGCUCAAGCACACGGACCCUAAGGACUUUCCUCUGACCAAGGGUGCCGCGUACUUCGUUCACGAAGACGAUUUCAAGAAGUAUAUCGCUCAAGCGCCGCGACCUAAAUACGAAUCGUCUACGUGUAACGAGUUUGCCGCCAUGGGUUCAGGGAAGUACAAAGGCCCGGUGUCAGGCAUCAUCGCUGUGGUGUGUCGCCAUAUGAUGGUGAUGCAAGGCGGGGUCGUUGAUCUAACCAAAGCCGAAGGGUACAUGUAUGUGGACAUCGCCAUGGUUUCGUCGCUACAGCGGUAUCUCAAGCUCAAGCUGCUGAUCGGCUCGUACGACAUCCACUGCCAGUACAUCAUCCACCUACGCGAACGUUUGGAGACGGAGUUCCCGAAGGAGAUGCUCGACGAGUUGGAGUCCAUCGACGACCCAGAUGUCCCGACCAUCAUAGCUGCGGUAGGCAAGUACCAUCUAAGCAUGCACAAACCGGCGUGUCGUCCGUACUUCUCGCUCCAUCACCUUCCCGGCUCGUGCAUGGACUGUGGGGAGACCUGCGAGCGGUUGUGGGGCAUCAUCAGCGGUGUGUCCCGCCGCACCAAGGAAAUGUCCAGUGGACAUCGGCACGACGCUUUGAACGACUUGUUUUCGGAUCACAAUGUGCGACGCAUCCAUCAUAUAACGACGGAGUUAUAUGACAAGCUCGAGAUCGCCGAGGAACGCCUGGCCACGACGACGGAGUACCUCCAAACGGUUGAAGCCUCUGUGAACGAUCGAUUCCCGCUGGGUACCUUAGCUGAAUGGCAGGACGCGCAUGCCCAGUGGAAUCGCGAUGUGGUCGACAUCACCAAGCACAAGGUUCUGGAGAGCCCGUUCGAACCCCCUGCGGACAUCAGUGAGUGA